AUGAUAGUUAUCAAUAAGAGCUUCCUUACUGUGUUCUCCUUAUUCCUUCUUGUUAUCAACUUCACCUUCACCCAUGGCGCUAGGUUUUACGUCACAAACAGAUGCCCCUACACCGUUUGGGCGGCAGCCGUGCCAGGCGGAGGCCAGCAGCUGAACCCCGGCCAGAUGUGGAGCCUUGACGUGGCUGCUGGCACUACCGCUGCUCGCAUAUGGGGCCGAACCAAUUGCAAGUUCGACGGGUCGGGCCGUGGAAGGUGCCAGACCGGCGAUUGUGGAGGUCUUCUUAGAUGCCAAGCCUAUGGGACACCCCCAAACACACUUGCAGAAUUUGCCCUAAACCAAUACAUGAACCUGGACUUCUUUGAUAUCUCACUUAUUGAUGGCUUCAAUGUUCCCAUGGAGUUCAGUCCGACGUCUAAUCGGUGCCGCGGAAUCCGAUUCUUCAAGGAUAAGUGCCCCGAUGCUUAUAGUUACCCUAAGGAUGAUGCUACCAGCACUUUCACUUGCCCAGGAGGAACAACCAACUAUAAGGUUGUCUUUUGCCCUUGA
Neltuma alba is the source of this 549-nucleotide messenger RNA. Its product is annotated as thaumatin-like protein. Bases 1 to 549 code for a protein of 182 amino acids. The record is from RefSeq and is a predicted model, not a curated record. Lineage: Eukaryota; Viridiplantae; Streptophyta; Magnoliopsida; Fabales; Fabaceae. The transcript is spliced from 2 exons.